Dicentrarchus labrax (European seabass) is the source of this 3822-nucleotide messenger RNA. RefSeq names its product double PHD fingers 2 (gene dpf2). Lineage: Eukaryota; Metazoa; Chordata; Actinopteri; Moronidae. Gene Ontology annotation, cellular component: nBAF complex. Gene Ontology annotation, biological process: nervous system development. The record is from RefSeq and is a predicted model, not a curated record. The coding region runs from base 189 to 1403 and encodes 404 amino acids. The transcript is spliced from 12 exons.
CUCCUUCCCUGUGGGCUUUAACAUCUACCGCAGCUCUCUCGUCUGUGGGACUGUGAAGUUUUUCAGCGACCCGUAAUAUUACCUGGUUGUGGUGAAAACGUGCUUCCAUUUCCGUUGUCUUUUCUUUUUUUUUUUCCCCCACUUUGCGUCGGUGCCCACGGUGGUUGACGUUUCUGCGGUAAUUAGCCAUGGGGUUGGGAGAGCAGUACUACAGAGAUGCCAUGGAGCAAUGUCAUAACUACAAUGCCAGGCUCUGUGCUGAGAGGAGCGUCCGAAUGCCGUUCCUUGACUCUCAGACCGGUGUUGCUCAGAGCAACUGCUACAUUUGGAUGGAAAAGAGACACAGGGGACCAGGCAUGGCUCCAGGGCAGCUCUACACCUACCCAUCCAGGAGGUGGAGGAAGAAAAGACGCUCUCAUCCUCCGGAGGACCCCCGGCUUAUCUUCCCUCCUGUCAAGUCAGAGGUAGAUAUUGGACUGAAGAAGGAUGCUCUGUUAUCAGCGGACGGCAGCAGCCUGGAGGCCCUGCUUAAGGGCGACUCCUUGGAAAAGCGGACAACCACAGAGCUCCGAGGGUCUGAGGAGGAUUCAAACCAGAGUGAUUACACUGGAGGACUCAACCCUGCUGCUCGGAUUAGAAAGAGAAUCCUUGAGCCAGAUGACUUCAUGGAUGACCUGGAUGAUGAAGACUAUGAGGAAGACACACCUAAAAGAAGAGGCAAAGGGAAGGGAAAGGGUCGAGGAGUGGGCAGUACCCGUAAGAAGUUGGAUACAGCAGCACUGGAGGACAGAGACAAGCCGUACGCCUGUGACAACACUAUCAAACAAAAGCAUAUUUCAAAACCUUCUGAAAGAGUCUGUGGGAAGCGCUACAAGAACCGUCCCGGCCUGAGCUACCACUAUGCCCACUCCCACCUGGCUGAGGAGGAGGGGGAGGAGAAGGAAGAGAUGGAGAUCAACGAGCCUGCCCUGCCAGUGCCCGACGAGCCUAAAACUCCCAAGAAAGGUCCAGACGGUAUCGCGUUGCCUAAUAAUUACUGUGAUUUCUGCCUGGGAGACUCCAAAACCAAUCAUAAGACUGGCCAGUCAGAAGAGCUGGUGUCCUGCUCCGACUGUGGACGCUCAGGCCACCCCUCCUGCCUGCAGUUCACUCCUGUAAUGAUGGCCGCUGUGAAGACGUACCGCUGGCAGUGCAUAGAGUGCAAGUGCUGCAACAUGUGCGGCACCUCGGAGAAUGACGAUCAGCUUCUGUUCUGUGAUGACUGUGAUAGAGGCUAUCAUAUGUAUUGUCUCAACCCACCCAUGUCUGAACCUCCAGAGGGGAGCUGGAGCUGUCAUCUAUGUCUGGACCUCUUGAAAGACAAGGCAUCCAUAUACCAGAACCAGAACGCCCCACCAUCAUGAUGGUCGCCCCCCCCCCCGCACACACACAUCACUCAACCGUCCCACCGCAGUAUGGUUUACCCUUCAAGAUAGAUGAUAAACUCCCCUGACGAGCUGACCGUGGAGGGAGUGUGUCCAGAACAGACAAUAAAUCGUGAAAAGGGAAGCAUCCCUUACCAUUGGCCUCAGUUAGCUUCAGAUAUGACUGUUGCACAGUUCCAAGCUCAGAUUCAGCCCCAUCGAUUUUUAUUUUCACCUCUUUGCCACACCAAUUUGAGCAGUACUAAAUUUCAACAAGAUACCCUGCAUAAAUAGCCAAAAUCUGACUUCCUGUUCAGGUUUUUUUUUUUACACAUACGCCUACACAAAGUUGCUUUCCUUCUCUAUCCUGCAAUGUACUGAUUUUAUGACAAGAGCAGAAAUAGAGCUUUGAAUCAAGUAGCAUGCCUUUGCUUGCUCAUCUUAAAAAGAGACAUUUUAUAAUAUUUAUAUAUUUCUAUGGUAUAUAAUAGUGUUAAGUAUGUACAAAUUGGAAAAAAGAAUGGUCAUGUAAUGGUCUUUUAAUUAGUGCCCAUCUCAUCAUUACAUGUUCCUUUAUGGCACUGCUGACAUUUGGGGAUUCACUUGAAAAGAGUCAAAGAGAUCUGCUGAGACUGCAAAUGAUUUUCCAUCUCAUCCACUGCCACUGGCCACACACUGGCGCACACAGAAACUUUAAAACAAAACAGGAACUAUGAAUAGAAACCCCCGACAGGCUCCUCAGAGUGGCUCCAAAGGCUGAAGGACUUCAGGGAUGGCAGGUUAGACUUUAGUCAAGUUGUUGACUCGAUUAUCCUAGCGGCGGAUUGAGCUGCACAGAGCUCAAGAGGAUGCAUAUUGAGGGUGUUUCAUUCAGACUUUGGGGCCUCUGACACGAGGCUGUCACUGGACUGAAAACUGUCUUCAAUCUGCACACCUGCCCUUUGUUUGACAGAAGUGAUAAUGUUACAAUUCUAAUGAUUAUUCCAAAAAACAAAUCCUACUUGCAUUAUCAGCCAGGUAAAGGGAUAAAAAGCCUUCAUUGCUGUGUUCUAGCAGUUUGCUGAUCAUGCACCAUAUCCAACGUCUGCUGAUGUUGUGACACCACUAGAUUAUUUUAAUAUAAUUGAGGACUAUGCGACCUUGCAGAUGGUCACUUGCUGACAAUAUUAAAGCAAUAUAAGGGCUGCUGUAGGAUGCUGGGAGUCACUUUAGGCUCUGUUGGCAGAUAAUGUGCGAUAAUGUAAAUUUUCUUUCUCAGAAAAUGCUAUAACAGAUAGGGGACUAUGGCAGCAAUUAUGGAUGGCUCCAUAUUGUAAAAAAGAGAUUAUAAUGUGUAUAUGUAUAGUCCUAUGGAGAAACCGACCUUUUUGUUACUGCUUUCAUAGUUUAAUUAUGCAACGGUUUCCUUCUGUGGAAAGGCUAAAAGAAAAAGUCUGGCUGAACUGCUAAAGCAGUUACUUUACCUCAAACAGAAACAGUAUUUAAAGGGUUGAAACAUGCUGUUGAUAGAUGGGACAAAGGCAGUGGGAUGAAUAGCAAUGACAGCUACAGUGUCUGCUUCAAUAACUACAUAUUCUACAGGUAAACAAGUGCAUGCUCCGUAAUUGUUUGCACUCAUAUGCUACGUAGUCGUCUCAGCGUUAGGUUGGCAAGGGUGUUGGGGAAGUGGUGUAAUAUAAAUUAACCAUGCUUUCAUGUCGUUUCCAACUAACAAUUACUAAAGCAUUACACAAGUAUAACUCGGUUUAUUUUCUCAUCAUGUUUAAACUUAUUUAGAGACAGUGGCUACUAGAAUAUUUUGCUGGUUUUUGUAUUCAUGGAUGAUGUUUAUGUACCUGAUGUGUGGGACAUUUUGGGACUUAAAUGGAAGUUGCUUACUAGUUAAUCCUGUGAUCCGGGUCUCACCUGAGCUGCUCUCUUCCAAAGCUUGAAACAAGAAGUAAAGCCCAUAAUGUGAUUAAGACAAAUUCUGGAGCUGCACCAUCCACACUGAAUGAUUAAGUAAUAAUGGACCCAGUGUACACCUUCUAGGCCAUAAACAAGAAGGAAGUCCACCUGUUGUCAUAGUAUAAUUGUAUAUAGUUAUUAUUUUUUAAAGAUGUUUUGUUGUUUUGGGCUUUUUGCCUUUAUUGGCUUGGACCAGCUAAAGAGAGCGAGAGAGAGAGAAAGAGGAUGAGAUGCGGUAAUUAAUCGGAUUCAGUACAUGGUGCGCACCCCAUUAUUUUUUAAUAUCAGAUUAUGGUCCUCUGGUCUUUAGCUUUGGGAGAGAAUUGUUCAUUACGACAAAUAAUGUUUAAACCAAGAUCCUAGGUUUACAUAGUAGGUGAAUUCUCUUAGAGUGGACUAUUAUUUUGAUUGUGAUGGAAUGUUUUAUUGUACGAAAUUUGUCUUCAGGAAAAUAAAAUACUAGGCACUAUAA